Messenger RNA from Rhodofomes roseus, 3183 nucleotides. RefSeq lists its product as uncharacterized. Gene Ontology annotation, cellular component: eisosome filament; plasma membrane. The record is from RefSeq and is a predicted model, not a curated record. Gene Ontology annotation, molecular function: lipid binding. The coding region runs from base 254 to 2977 and encodes 907 amino acids. The transcript is spliced from 6 exons. Lineage: Eukaryota; Fungi; Basidiomycota; Agaricomycetes; Polyporales; Fomitopsidaceae. Gene Ontology annotation, biological process: negative regulation of protein kinase activity; endocytosis; eisosome assembly.
CGACCUGGUCCGACUCGAGGAGGCGACCUGCGCUUGGGAAUUGCGGCGCAGCGUUUGGCGGGCCGCGGAACAGAGCCGGCCGCCCUUGGAUCUCGUCCUCCACCACCCCCACCGCCUGUGGGCAUCGCACUGCCACAGUCUCAUGCCAUAUCAAUAGGAAAGGGCAAACCGGACGACCGAAAUUCUCAACUGCGAACGACCGCUUGACGCCCUUCACGAUAUCCUGCUAGGCUGAACCCAUUCCGACACAAUUAUGUUCAAGACAGCGGCGAAGAAGAUCGCACACAAUUCCACAUUACCUGUACUCGGAGGGAACAAGGACCUCCGUGCGUUACAGGACCUGAUCACAGCUGAGAAGGCUGUGCUCAACUCAAUGCAGAGGCUGAGCGCUGACUUUGCGAAGGCAUCGGAGGCGUUGAAGACAUGGGGGAUGGGUGAGGGGGACGACCUAGGGGACACGCUCUCCGCGUCGUGUGCGCUAUACCUGCACUUCUCCGAUGCGCUGCAAGCCUUCGCGAACCAUCAAGUCAACGUGCGUGAGCAAAUGAAGUCGGUGCGUACACGAGAGGAACGGCUGGACGCCCUCCGACGCCGGCGCAAGUCGCUCGCAGCGGACGCCGACUCUGCUGAGAAGAAGCUGAGCAAGAUGGGUCCGGACAACAAGAACUUGCAGACGCAGAUGGAUCAUCUUAACAAGCUGCGAGAAGAGAUCCGGAUCAUGGACACCGACAUCAUGGCGGAGGAGGCCAGUCUCGGCGAUUACAAGCGGUCUACAUCGAAGGCGUGGAUGGGAUACAAGUUCGGAGGUCUCGUGGAAUGCUGCGAGAAGGGUAUCAUAAUUGGCGAGCACGGCAAGUUAGUCAUCGCCGAAAUUCCGCUCGAUAGGACCGAGCCUGGUCUCCCUCGAGCAUACUACAAUGGGCACAGUAACACAGAAGACAACGUCACCGACGCACGUCGUGCGCUCUCGGCCGUUGGGCUCUUCACGGAGCCCCUCGUCGGUCCUGCGAAUCCAUACGGCAACUCCGAUCUUGCAUCUCUCCCACCCACUCAAUAUGGCUUCCAGCCUCCUGGCUCACAAAUGGGCGACGUGAGCCGCCGCACCUCUAUGGUGAUGACCAUGCCUGCGGGUGAGACCAACCUCUCGGACACGGCGUCGACCAACGGCCAGAUGCCGCGCUCGCCUCUCGCAGGCGGCUACGGCGGCAGUGGGCUCCCGCUGGCGCCGUCGAGCCCGUUCAUGGCCCCGAGCAGGCAGUCGCUCUCGUACGUCGACAACAUCAACCCGGCGGACCCUGCGGCGGAGUUCGGGAUCCUCGCGCAGGAGCCGCACUCGCCACGCGUAAGCUCGAUGCGCUCGCCCGAGGAGCGCGAUCGCCUCAUGGGCCCCCGCGGAUCGCGCUUUUCUACUCUCCCUGCGCUCGGUGGGCCCCGCGGCCCGCGCGACUCGCAGUUGUAUGCGUCGCCGUCCCAUGCGGAAGACCGUCCGCCGUCGCUCGAUGUUGGGCGGCCGCAGGACGACUUCUCGACGAGUAUUGCGCAGGCGCUCGGAGACAAGUUCAGCUUCGAGGAGGGCGCGAAUGGCGGCGCCCGUUCGAAGGCUGACGAGAAAAGGGGCAGCCAGCAGAGCAGGGACAGGUCGCGCGCGUCGCCGCCCCCGGUUUACAUGUCUGUCGAGGGGGCACAUGACGGCGAGGACGACGUGCAGUUGGCAUAUGCGGCCCCGGAGGACGAAGCGAGGGUGCCCGAGCGACUGAGCAGAGAGGAUAGGAAGGUUCAGUUUACUGGCUCGUCUGGUGGCUUCGGCGAGAAUGCCCUCAGCUCCAGCCAGGUCGCUGAGCAGACGGCGCAGAAUAACGGACGCCGGAGUUUCGAACAGUCCGAACACUCAGAUACGUACCGGUCGUCUAUCAAUGAAGUUCCCCCAGCGCCGCCCGCACAUGAACCACCUCCUCACAUCCCUUCCCCGCCGCCCGCGCCACAGUCAGAGUCGUCCGUGGACGACCGGAGCCUCGAUGCAAAAGCCGCGCGGGAAGUCUCGCGCGAGAUCGACGCGCUGAUGUCUAGUCCUGCCCUGACCAGUCCGAUUUCGGAGCCGAGCCAGCGCACACCGUCGCCGCUCGCCCCGCCCCAGGCACCUUUCGCGCGCCGUACGGUCUCCCCACGACCGCCGAUGGAUGCCUCCGUCCCCCCUCCCGGCAGCCCGUGGGUCAACACAGGUGGCGCACAAUUUAGCGGAUACAUGCGUGAGCGGGACCGCUCCCUCGCGUCGCCGACGAGUUCGUUGGCGCAAUCGUCGACGGACGAUCGGGAGCCUGCGUCACCCGUGUCGUCGCGGUCCAGGAUCAGCGGCGACGGGCCUCCUACGGCGGUACCUGCGAUCGCUCUUCAGCGUCCAUCGCCCUCGCCGUCUACAUUCCCAAGUAUCAACACGUCGUACAGGACGACGCCGCAGUCGGAGUACGCAUCGCCGCUGUCCUCACCGCUCCCCACCCCCAGUGCUCCAGGCUCAUCGUUCUACUCGCUACCCUCGGCGUCCGCGUCAGGCAAGAUCUCUGCGGCCGCAUUCAGACGACAGGCACGCAGCCCUAGUAUACCCGUCGUGCCCAGCAGUGAACCUCUGAAUGUAGACACAGGCCCGCUGAUGGUGAAGAAACGGCCGCUGCCUGCGUCGCCGUCCGGAAACAAUGUGCCCGGCGCGGUCAGGCAGUCUAUCCCGCGCAUGCCCUCGGCGCCCCUCUCUGGCCGAGGCUCGCUCGAUGCUGGUGAUGGCAGCGGACGCUACCGCUCUGCGUCGGCGGCCCAGGCGUUUGGCGAUAGGUCGUCCCGCGCAGGUCAGGAAGGUGCUGGAAGCGACGAGGAUUAUGACUACAUUUCGGCUUACACUGGACCGGAGGGACGUGAUGCUCCUGGAGGGUACGAACAUGGGAAGUUUGCGACUAAUCUCGAACAAGAGGGGGCAAUGGGUCUGCGGUAGUGUGGAAGAAUGUUAAGUAUAUCAAUGGCUUCGUCGCGGUAUUCGUCAUGGGCUUCCUCGACAAAUGUGUAGCUGGUUCCCAACCGCACUGCAGCGCGUUAGUCGUACGUUAUCUGUGGUUCUCUGUGGUUCACCUAAAGUACUGUACCUGCCUAUCUAUGUCUACAAAUCAAGUCAUUAAAUUCAGUCUGCCGGCCGCGCAUUGC